UGGAGGUCGCUAGGAGGAUGGUGAUAAAGACGAUGAAGGGGAAGAGAUGGAGAUGAAGCAGACUAUGCAGAUGCGGGGACUCCUGUUGCUGUUGCCGGCACUAUGGGCUCUGUUUUCGCGGGACUUCAGGGCUGGUAUUGAGAAGGGAGGAUGUUUUCUAACAGGUACAAAAGGGGUUGGAAUGCCAAUCAAACUGACUGUGUCCCAGGGGCAGCCAGUGAAGCUGAAUUGUAGCCUGGAGGGAAUGGAAGAACCGGAGAUGCUGUGGAUCAAGGAUGGAGCUGUGGUGCAGGGUAUAGACCAGGUGUACAUUCCAGUAAAUGAAGAACACUGGAUAGGCUUCCUCAGCUUGAAGUCUGUAGAUCGGACAGAUUCUGGAAAAUAUUGGUGCCAAGUGGAGACCAAUGGGAAGAAAGAAGAAUCACAGCAUGUAUGGCUUAUUGUGGAAGGUGUUCCUUAUUUCACUGCUGAGCCAAAAGACCAGUCAGUUAUCCCUGGUGCGCCUUUCCAGAUGGCAUGUGCUGCAGUAGGACCACCUGAGCCAGUGACAAUUGUUUGGUGGAUGGGUGAUUCCAGGCUUGGACAUCCAGACAUCUCUCCCUCCACUCUAAAUGUGUCAGGUAUUAAUCAAAGCACAGUUUUCUCCUGUGAAGCCCAUAACAUAAAGGGAUUAUCUUCAUCUCGGACGGCCAUUGUACGGAUUAAAGCGAUCCCUUUUCCACCUUUCAAUGUGACAGUCACUAAGAUCACCAGCAACAAUGCCAGUGUCAUUUGGCAACCAGGAUUCGAUGGCCUUUCCCCCCUACAUUCUUGUACAGUACAGCUGGUAGCUGAGCUGCAGGAAGAGGAUGAGGUGGUCACCGAAGUUUUCUCUGUCCCUCCCUUUACAAGGGCUUUACCAGGUUUAAAGCACGCCACCAAUUACAGUGUUCGAAUCCAGUGCUCUAAUGAGAUGGGCAGCUCUCCUUUUUCAGAUUGGGUCUAUUUUCAGACCUUGGGAUUAGCUCCAAAUUGUACUCCACAAAAUGUACACAUUAUCCAAAGAGACUCUUGUCUGAUUUUGGAAUGGGAAGCAGUAGCUCCAGAAAUGUUUGGGGAGAAUGCCUUAGGAUACAGGCUGGAGUGGAGCCAAGAUAACAUAACUCAGGGGGAAAUUAUUGUGAAGGAAGCAAGAGCUAACCUUUCUAUGUGGAAUCCCUUAAAAGACCUUACGAUCAAGGUCUGUAUACUCAGUUCAGCUGGUUGUGGACCUUGGAGUGAGCCUUUAUUGCUUACAUCUCAAGAUUUAAUAGGGGGGCAAAGGCAGCCUCUUUAUGGAACAUCCUGGGUUCCUGUGGUUUUAGGAAUUCUGACUGCGCUGGUUACAGCAGUUGCCUUAGCCCUAAUCCUUCUACGGAAAAGAAGAAAAGAAACGCGAUUUGGUCAAGCCUUUGGCAGCGUGGUUGGAGGUGAUCCUGUAGUCCAUUUCAGAGCAGUGCGAUCAUUCAACCGAGAAGUCCCAGAGCUUAUUGAAGUGACAUUGGACAGUAUAGGAAUCAGUGAUGAACUGAAGAUCAAACUGAAAGAUGUCCUAAUUCAGGAGCAACAGUUUACUCUGGGAAGAAUGCUAGGCAAGGGGGAAUUUGGCUCCGUCAGGGAGGGUCAGUUGAAAAUGCCUGAUGGCUCUCUCCAGAAAGUUGCAGUGAAAAUGCUAAAAGCUGACAUCUUCACUUCCAAUGACAUAGAGGAGUUCCUGAAAGAAGCUGCUUGCAUGAAAGAGUUCAACCAUCCACACAUUACUAAAUUAAUAGGGGUCAGUUUGCGUAAUCGGCCUAAAGGUCGCCUUCCAAUCCCAAUGGUUGUCCUGCCCUUCAUGAAGCAUGGAGACCUUCACUCUUUUCUACUGAUGUCUAGGAUUGGAGAAAACCCCUUUAGUUUGCCACUUCAGACCCUCUUAAAGUUUAUGAUUCACAUUGCUAGUGGCAUGGAAUACCUGAGCUCCAAAAACUUUAUCCAUAGGGAUUUAGCUGCUCGGAACUGCAUGCUGGAUGAAAACAUGAAUGUCUGUGUUGCUGAUUUUGGGCUUUCAAAGAAAAUCUAUAGUGGAGAUUAUUACCGUCAGGGCUCUGCCUCAAAGCUGCCAGUGAAGUGGCUUGCAUUGGAAAGCCUGGCGGACAAUCUCUAUACAACUCAUAGUGAUGUGUGGGCAUUUGGUGUGACUAUGUGGGAAAUUGUGACCCGAGGGCAAACUCCGUAUGCAGGCAUUGAAAAUGCAGAAAUUUACAACUACCUCAUCAGUGGGAACAGACUGAAGCAGCCGCCAGAGUGCCUUGAAGACAUCUACGAUCUCAUGGGCAGAUGCUGGCAUUCGGAACCCAGGCUACGUCCAAGCUUUGGAGCUCUGAAACUGCAGCUUGAAAUGAUUUUGGCAAGACUGUCGUUGCUUUCAAACAGUCAGGACCCUCUUUAUGUCAAUGUUGGGAGAUCCCAAGAAGCUUGCAGGAGCGAAGUCGCCAUGAAUUGUCCCUUUGGAACCUUGAAUGGCGAAACAGGAGCAAUUGCGGCUGUGACUAGUGACUACCGUUAUAUCAUGAACCCGUUGUGCCUUGGAAAUGAUGCAGAAAGUGAAAGACAUCUGGAUUUAUCUGAUGGAGAAGCUCAGAGUCUCCUUUACGAUCUGGAGAUGGGAGCAAAACUAUGUUAGCCCAAACAAAAAAAAAUUAGACUUUAUUUUUUUCCUCCAAUAAGAUGUGUGUAUCUUAUUGUAUCAUCUUAUGGUGUCACCAAACAGAGACAGUUGGAAGCUGCUUUUAACCAACAGAAGUUGUAAUAAUUAAUGUCAGCUGCAUCUGUAGCUUCUGACAGCUGUUUUAGAGCUAACAUCUCAAAUUAAUAGAAUCACCUCCUGGCCUUCCGAAGGAAACCCUGCAAUUGUCUGUGAAAUGCAGUGGGAGCGGCCUCUGGACAGCCUGCUGAGUCACAGUAUUCUCCCUGGGAAUUGGGGUUAAGUACUCUGCAUAUUUUGGGGUGAAGGGUGUUUUUUGCCCCCUAACAGAUAUGGGAGAAGAGGCAUGUGCCACAUACUCCAAACAACGGAUACUAUCUUUCAGAGCAUGAGAAACAAAGAGCCUAAUUUAGCAGUAGCUACCUCAGUGGUGCUCAAACUGGGUUCUAUAUUGCUGCUUCUCUAUAAUAAAGAAACACUGGGCUUUUCCUCACAGUGGUGUUUAGUUGGCAGAGGAAAGCACUCCUGGCAAGAUAAGGAGAUUGAGCAAGGGUGUUUUGAUUUCCCUCUUUCCCCACAAGGUUCUUAUUUGCCUACUUUUUUUUCCUACUUUCUGAUUUGAAUCAUACAGAUUUUUCCCCCCGUUUAUAACAAAACUGACCAUGUACAGAGUGUUAGAAUUUAUGGGAAUAAUGCAAAACUAAUAAAAACACCUGCAUUGGAAUAAUUUUGCAUUAAGAUUACAGUCUUGGACCCAUUUACCUGACAGUAAUCUCACAAAUUCAGUGGGAUUUACUUAUGAACAGGCAUUAUAAACAGCAAAAUUCUAUUUCGGUGGGCACACUUUUUGGCAUAUAACUUCACUUCCGUUUCCUGUCUAGCUACUACAAUGAUGUGGCUAAAAUGUUAGCCUUGAUUUCCAUAUGUAUUUUUUGGGAAUUUGGGGGAGCUAGACUUCUCCCAAAAUGAAAAACAAAGUGCUGAGGGGUUUCAUAUGGGUUAUAAGUAUAUAUUGCUUAUAAGUAUAAGCAAUAACAUUUUAUUGCUACAAAACCACACACAAUGUCUAAAACAAUAGGAGGCAAAUUCUUUAAAAACCUAUUAAUUUUAUGCAUCUAUCCUGCCAUUU
Molecule: messenger RNA, 3833 nt
Organism: Protobothrops mucrosquamatus (brown spotted pit viper)
Lineage: Eukaryota; Metazoa; Chordata; Lepidosauria; Squamata; Viperidae
Gene: TYRO3
Product: TYRO3 protein tyrosine kinase
Exons: 22
Coding region: 47-2683 (878 amino acids)
Biological process (GO): multicellular organism development; nervous system development; cell surface receptor protein tyrosine kinase signaling pathway
Cellular component (GO): signaling receptor complex
Molecular function (GO): ATP binding; protein binding; transmembrane receptor protein tyrosine kinase activity
Source: RefSeq, a predicted model, not a curated record